Grammomys surdaster is the source of this 2276-nucleotide messenger RNA. It is a transcript of the gene Znf692, whose product is annotated as zinc finger protein 692. The record is from RefSeq and is a predicted model, not a curated record. The transcript is spliced from 11 exons. Gene Ontology annotation, molecular function: chromatin insulator sequence binding. Lineage: Eukaryota; Metazoa; Chordata; Mammalia; Rodentia; Muridae. Gene Ontology annotation, biological process: regulation of transcription by RNA polymerase II. Gene Ontology annotation, cellular component: chromosome; kinetochore. The coding region runs from base 16 to 1605 and encodes 529 amino acids.
UAGGCCCGGGCGCCUAUGGCCUCUCCAGUGGCAGACGCAUCCCGCCGGCGGCGGGAGAAGCGCAGGCAGCUGGACGCGCGCCGCAGCAAGUGCCGCAUCCGCUUGGGCGGCCACAUGGAACAGUGGUGUCUCCUCAAGGAGCGGCUAGGGUUCUCCCUGCACUCACAGCUCGCCAAGUUCCUGUUGGACCGGUACACUUCUUCAGGCUGUGUCCUCUGUGCAGGUCCGGAGCCUGUGCCUCAGAAGGGUCUGCAGUACCUUGUGCUCCUGUCUCAUACACACAGCCGGGAAUGCAGCCUAGUGCCUGGGCUCCGGGGGCCUGGAGGUGGAGACAGGGAGCUUGUGUGGGAGUGCUCAGCAGGCCACACGUUCUCCUGGGAACCUUCUUUGAUUCCUACACCUUCCGAUGUGCCUAAGCAGGCCCCUCUCACAUAUACUACGGAGAGAACCUGGUGCUCAGAGGCCAGGAGGAAGCAGGAAGCUGAAGGCUUGGAAUGUGAGCAGCGAGAGAGGGCUCAAGAAACCAGGCUGUCCAGGAGAGUAGACUCUCCAUUGGAGACAGACCCACCCCUGGGAGAGGAUCAGGAUGUGGAGGAGGAGGAGGAGGAGGAAGAAGAAGAGCUGCUCAGUGAUGCCAGCCCAUGGACCUACAGCUCCUCCCCAGAUGACAGUGAACCAGAUGUCCCUAGGCCACCUCCAUCCCCUGUUACCCACACACCUAAGGAGGGAGAGAUUCCGCCAGUCCCUGCAACUCUGCCCACUCCCUGUACUGUUCUUGCCUCUCUGGGUUCUCCAGCUGCUCUGACAUCUGAUACUGAGGUGCGGCUGGAACUCAGCAGGACCCCUCAGGUGUCUGCAGAGCUGCAAAUGACUGAGUCUCUGGACAGCCCUGGGAGUCAGGCCCAGUCUGCUCCGAAUCCGACUUGGGAUGAGGAUACUGCCCAGAUUGGGCUCAGGAGAAUUAGGAAAGCUGCCAAAAGAGAGCUGAUGCCCUGCGACUUCCCUGGCUGUGGAAGGAUCUUCUCCAACAGGCAGUAUUUGAAUCACCACAAGAAGUACCAGCAUAUCCACCAGAAGUCGUUCUGCUGCCCUGAGCCAGCUUGUGGGAAGUCCUUCAACUUUAAAAAGCACCUGAAGGAGCAUGUGAAACUACACAGUGAUACCAGGGACUACAUCUGUGAAUUCUGUGCUCGAUCUUUCCGCACUAGCAGCAACCUUGUCAUCCACAGACGAAUCCACACAGGAGAGAAGCCCCUGCAGUGUGAGAUAUGUGGAUUUACUUGCCGCCAGAAGGCCUCCCUAAAUUGGCACCGACGCAAGCAUGCAGAGACUGCAGCUGCCCUGCGAUUCCCCUGUGAAUUCUGUGGCAAACGCUUUGAGAAGCCAGACAGUGUGGUAGCUCACUGUAGCAAAAGCCACCCAGCCCUACUUCCAGCACAAGAGUCACCUGGCUCUUUGGGGUCUAGUCCCAGCAUUUCUGCCCCUGAACCCCUGCAAUCUCCUGAGAGGGCUAGCUUCUCUACCUCUUCUGACUCUAAUCCUGCCCCCUCGACAUCCAUCUCUUCACCGGGGGUGCCAGAUCCCAGGAACACAGAGAAGAGUUAGGUGGUGGUUCCCAGGAAGUAGAAUAUUUGAGUGCAGUUGAGGGUAGGGCAUCAUAGGGCUCCAGAUGCCAGGCUUUAGCCUUCAAGGAAAUAAUAAAUGGUAUUUUACACAAGUGUAUACUUUGGUUCUACAGUUAUAAGAAUCUGGGAGUCUUUUGAAAACAGGCUAUUAGUAUAUGUCAGAAUGCAUCACAAGCUGACCCCACUUACAUGCCCAACUUCUAGACUCUUUACAGACCUUCCCUGUAGAGUGUUAACAUCUGCCUUGGCCUAGGGGCACACUAGACCAGGAAGCAGAUGACCCUGUCCUGUCUAGCAUUUGCCUCUGGUUAGGCCCUGCAGUCUGGCCUUCUGGUAUAGAACUAAGCCUCCCAGGGAAAAUAGCUAGUUAGUCUACAAUGGAUGGAUUUUUGAGAGGUAACUGGAUUGUGGAUCAUGACUUGUCAACGGGUUAAUCCUUUGAUAGGUUCAUAGCUGAAGGCUAUUAGGCAGUGAGGCCACAGUCUCUGGAAAGUACUUUUGAAGAGUAAUCUUCCCUGUAUCCUUCCCAUAUGUCCUUUCUCCAGUGUAGGUAGCUUAUGUCUUUCUGAUUUGGUUCAGGCUCAAAGUGGAGCCAGUUGAAAACGGAGUGACAAUACUGAAACCAUGAGCCAAAAUAAACCUUUAAGUUGA